AUGGGGGAUCAAUUUGAUUCUUCCCAACCUAAACUGUAUGCUGAAAAACUUCAAGGAAGGAGAACGUUACCAUCAACAACUAUUGACUUGAGCAAGUUACCAAACCCUACGGUGAAAGAGGGUAAACCAGCUGUGAUUCUGCCCCAGGAAUACUAUGAGGAGGGUUGCGAAGUGUGGAGAUUUAGUCUCAUUGGGAUACUGGAUUUCAAGGAUAUUAACUUUACUGAUGCGAAGAAAGAAUUGGAAUCUCAAUGGCAGCUUGGGAAUGGUCGUGUUCAGUUCAUCCCUAUGGUCAGGGGUUUCUUCAUUAUCAAGUUACUAUCACAAGAAGAUAAAAAUAAGAUUUUUGAUGCUGAGGCUUGGAUUGUUGAUCACCAGAAGCUUAAUCUUUUGGAAUGGUACCCUAGUUUUGAUCCUCAAAAACAGAAAACAUCUCAUGCUACUGUUUGGGUGAAAUUUCCUGGUUUACCUAUGGAGUUUUGGCUGGAGAAAACGUUGUUGGCUAUGGCUAAAACCAUAGGCACGCCAAUUGUUGUUGAUCAGCGCACCUUGGCGCAUGAAUAUGGCUACUAUGCAUCAGUCCUUAUUGAUAUCAAUUUCGCUGAACUUGAUACUGAUUCUAUUCAUGUAACAGUGGGUGGUUUGGAUUUUUGGCAAAAAUUCGACAUCCAUAAAAGGCCUAAAUUCUGUUCGUAUUGCAAGAUUAUUGGUCACGCUGAUGGAGAAUGCAGGAAGAAGAAUAAUUCUGCUAAUCAACAGUAUGGUAAUGCUCGUCCAAAUUCUCGUCAGAAUCGAAGUGAUAAUCGUACUGCUGAUUUACGCUAUGGCGAUGGUACUUCUAAUGGCGCUGUAAUUGAUGGCCAAGAUUGGCAGGUUGCACAGCGUAAGAAAAGGAAGAGUGCUCCUCACAUUCCUGUGGUUCCUGAAGUACAUAAGAGGGUGGAUGAGGCUUUUAAUGAGGAGUAUACUGUUCAGCUGGAGAAAGCUAAGCAGUUGGAGAUUGUAAUUGCAAAGUCCAAAGCUGAUAUGGAAGCUGCAUCGGUUGAAUUGGCGAGAACUAAACAGGUGUUAGACUCGAAUUCAGUUUUAGUUGAAAGUGGCUUAGUGGGUGAAACUAGGACACUACAAACUAAGUCAGGAUUGGUUGGAAAUCAGAUUCCAAAUCUUGAUAGGACUAAUUCUUCAACUCCUCUUUGUGAUGAGUUUAUGGCUGGUGAACAACUUCUGACAAGAAACAAGUUCAACCUACUUAAAUCUACGGAUGGUACGUCGUCUAGUCUGGAGGAUCGUGGUGCGCUGUCUUCUUUGGAAACAAACAAAAUGCGGUCUCUUCAAACUAAUUGUAAGGGUAAUAAGACUGGGGAUCAACAGGCAGCCCAGUCUAAACAAGUUUCGUAUAUUGAUUCAAGUUUAGGAAAACGAGAUGCUAAAGGAAGUUCUCCUCGUAUAAUGCCUGGAGAGCAAGUGAAGAUAACCAAGCCAUCCAAGCCUGGUUUUUAA
This is a messenger RNA of Papaver somniferum (opium poppy), 1500 nucleotides long. RefSeq lists its product as uncharacterized. Lineage: Eukaryota; Viridiplantae; Streptophyta; Magnoliopsida; Ranunculales; Papaveraceae. The coding region runs from base 1 to 1500 and encodes 499 amino acids. The record is from RefSeq and is a predicted model, not a curated record. The transcript has a single exon.